AUGAACAUGAGCCAGACAGUUCCCGAGCCUAUUAUAGAUGAGAGUACUUAUUUAGGAGGUGAUUGUGAGCUGCUGGAGUUACAGCUGGAAGUGUCAGCCUUGGAGGUUUAUACACCAAAAGAAAUCUUUGUGGCAAAUGGGACACAAGGGAAGCUGACAUGCAAGUUCAAGUCUACUAACACAACUGGAGGGUUAACCACAGUCUCCUGGAGCUUCCAGCCAAAGGGGGCUGAUACUACUGUGUCGUUUUUCCACUACUCACAAGGGCAAGUGUACCUUGGGAAUUAUCCACCAUUUAAGGACAGAAUCAGCUGGGCUGGAGACCUCGACAAGAAGGAUGCAUCAAUCAAUAUAGAAAAUAUGCAGUUUAUACACAAUGGCACCUAUAUCUGUGAUGUCAAAAACCCUCCUGACAUCGUUGUCCAGCCUGGACACAUUAGACUGUAUGUCGUGGAAAAAGAGAGUUUGCCCAUGUUUCCAGUUUGGGUGGUGGUGGGUAUAGUUACUGCUGUGGUCCUAGGUCUCACUCUGCUUAUCAGCAUGAUUCUGGCCGUCCUCUAUAGAAGGAAAAACUCAAAACUGGACUACACUGGCUGCAGCACAUCAGAGACUUUGUCUCCGGUAAAGCAGGCUCCUCGGAAGUCCCCCUCUGACACAGAGGGUCUAGUAAAGAGUCUGCCCUCAGGAUCUCACCAGGGCCCAGUCAUAUAUGCGCAGUUAGACCACUCUGGCGGACAUCACAGUGACAAGAUUAACAAGUCAGAGUCUGUGGUAUAUGCAGACAUCCGGAAAACUUAAGAGAAGACCCAGAACAUAUCCUAAGCAAGAAACAAAUCAAAUUGGACUCUUGUGCAGAAAAUGUAGCUCAUAACCACGUGUGGCCUUGAGAACCCAGGCAAGGACUUGUGUACUCAUAGAGGGAGAAAAAAAUGUGUAUAAAGGAUAUGUAUAAAUAUUCUAUUUAAUCUUCUUGAUGUGAGGUGCCUGUGUUGCAUGAUGAAAAGAUGGUAUGAUUCUGCAUAUGUGUAAAUUGUCUUGCUGUUUGGGGUCAUUUACAGUUGGGGAAUUUCAGAAACAUUCCUAUCACCAUCAUAUAGAUACGAUUUAUCUUAGCAGACCUUUUAGUACUUCAAGUAGACAUGGCCUUUUAAUGUAAGGGCUCAACCAGGCUUAGCAUUUAUUGUAGUUGGAGAAUGAGAUCCUAUGACAGAAGUAUAUCCAGGGUGGCCUUUAACCUGAUAUCAGAAAUGUUUCUUAUUGGUUGUAGAUUUUAGACGACAUCCACUAACUAUGCCACCAGAAAACAGUUUAGUUUAUGUUGAUGUUUUUCUAAAACAUGGGGCAGUUUUUAACUUUAUGCAUUUUGUAGACUGUUUUUAAUAUCACACCCUUUAAAUGUAUCAUAAGAUUUUGGAUUCAUAAUAUCCAGGUUAGCAAACAAUAAAGGUUGGAGGUCACUUCCUUCUAGGUGCUUUAGGUCAAUACCAUACAGAUAGUUACAGUAGAAAAUCUAGGCUUUGCUUGAGUUGUAUCGUGCCAUUUGGAGGCAGAAAGUGUGUGUCAGUUACAUUCUUUGCUGAAGUACUUCCUGCUUGAAGUCAGAAUUCUCACACAGAAGAAGUUGAACGUUUCCUUCUUUCUAAGUGGGCAGAAAUGGGAUUGCUAGGUUGCAGCUCAGUAUCUCAGAGCGCUGUCCAGAUAAUUGCCUUCAUAAAGCGCCAUGAAGUUUCCAGCAGAAGGCAGCUUCAGGCAGUCAGGUAUGACUUACACUAGCUUCACCAUACCUCAAGACCUAUGGAGCUAAAGGAGGUCAAGCUCGUUCUGCUGCUUUAGGAAUCUCUUCUCUGUCCCUUGCAUACGAUCUUUGGUUUUCUGAGGAACUGUUCUUUGUUACUCCCAUAAUGCACCAACAUGCACUCCAGGUGUCUGUAAGGAGGAAAAGGCAGGUUUUGUCUUCAUACAUGCAUCAUCUCAAGCCGGUCAGUGUCUGCUCUGUGUGCUUUGUACCUGUUCCACAGCCUCCCCGUUACUCCUUUAUGGUCAUGGGUCUCAUUCAGGAGAGUGAUGCAGAGUAAUAUGGAGUGUCUGUCCCAAACCAUUUCCUUCUGUUCUAAAGCCUUUCUGUAUCCAUUUUGAAGACAAUAGAAGAAGCCUUUAGAAGACUUCUGUUGUCACCAUUCUUCCAACUAAUGCCAAGAUAACGAUAUCCUUGGUGAGCCUUUUCCACUGUGCAAAUGACCCAGUGAACCUUGGUGGUGUUUAAGGUAAAAGGAAUACGAAUCAUAAGAACUCAAGUGUGUACUUUGUCAUGUGUAUUUCUUCCUGACAUUUUUACAGAAAAAGUGGGCAUUUUCUUUUUUCUUCUUUCUCAAUAAUAUUCCUGUGAAUAAACUAUACGUUCCCAAUACUUUCAGACAGCAAGAGCCCUACUUUCUCCUUUCAGUGCCAAGACCAUAUCUUUGUGAAACUGGUGCUGUGGUAGAGCUCUCUGAAAUGACACCUAUAGUCUUUCUCCCCCCUCCACCCCACACAGCGUCCUUCCUGCACCCAACCUCGAGACCACCCGCUCAACCAGACACCUCACCCUCUGUUAGAACUCCGGCAUAAUAGCAGAAAAAUCUCCUCACCAACCUUCUCCCCCAGGCAAGGGCAGUCAGUCAGCUGCCAGCUGACAGGGUUUGGGGGACAGGCUUCCUGAUGGACAUUGCUCACACUCAGGGAAAGCAUCUCAGAGUGGGGUCUCUGAACCCAGGGCCAUCUAACUUCCACAUACCACUUCCUUCAGAGUUUUUGACCCUUUCUUUCCCCUGUACCUCAAGUUUUCCUGGGCUGGCUACAGAUAACAACAGUGGUGUAGCAUCCAAAUAGCAGACCUGCCCUUCCUGUGUCUUAUUACUGGCAGAAUGAAACCUCUUAAAAUUAUAUGUGAAUUUUGUAAGGGGACACCUAAAAGGGAGUAUUUAGAGAUUAAAAUUCUUAACUAUCUGUAGAUUUUCAGUGGAAAUGUAUCCAGCUAGGGAAAAACCAUCAAGUUCAUUGUUAUCUUUUGAUCUUUUCUUUUUCAGUUA
Castor canadensis (American beaver) is the source of this 3068-nucleotide messenger RNA. Lineage: Eukaryota; Metazoa; Chordata; Mammalia; Rodentia; Castoridae. The record is from RefSeq and is a predicted model, not a curated record.